Molecule: messenger RNA, 1251 nt
Organism: Entamoeba dispar SAW760
Lineage: Eukaryota; Evosea; Mastigamoebida; Endamoebidae
Product: translation initiation factor 2B, delta subunit, putative
Exons: 2
Coding region: 1-1251 (416 amino acids)
Source: RefSeq, a predicted model, not a curated record
AUGAGCACUAAACAACCAUCUCAAAUUAUUUCAAAUCAGAAUGUUCAAGGCAAAACUAAAAAACAACAACAACAACAACAAACAAAAGGAAAUAAAGAUGAAAAACAAAAACAAGGAAAAACAAAAGAAGAAAAAAAAGAAGGUCAACAAAAAGUUGAUGGUGUUCCACAAUUAUCUAAUAAAGAAUUAAAAGCUUUAAAAAAACAACAAAAACAUGAUAAAAAAGUAGCUAAGUUAGGAGAAAAUAUUCAAAAAUCAAAAACAGGAGAAUCUCAAAUUAUUCAACAGGUUGAUGCAAUAGAAUUAAUGUUAGGAACAAAAAAACAAAUGCCAAAUGUUGAAAUUAAUAGUACAAUUCAUCCAUCAUUUGCAAGAUUUGCAUUAGAAUGUUCUGAAUAUAAAUGUGUUGGUAGUACUAUUCGAGCAUUAAGAUUUAUUGAAUGUAUUAUUCAAACAAUAAAAGCAAGUAAAUUAACACAAAGUUCUGAAUGUAUUCCAUUAAUUGAAGAAAAUGUUAAAUUAUUAGAACAUGCACGAACAAUUACUGUUGGAAUGAAUAAUGUUCGUAAGUUUAUUUUUAUGAAGAAUCAAAGUAUUGAAAAUAUUAUUGCAACAGCACAAACAAUUUCAUCUAAUAUUAUUGGAAGUCAAAAAGAAAUUGUAUCAAGUAAAAUUAAUGAAAUUAUAGUGGUUGAUUCAUACAAAUAUGUUAAUGAUGGAUCUGUAAUAUUAACAAUUAAUUAUAGUACAUUAUUAUUAAACAUUUUUAAAACAGCAUUUACUGAUACAAAUAAAUUUAGAGUUAUUGUAGUUGAAACAUCACCUUUUGAAGAAGGAGCAAUCUUUGCACGAGCAUUAAGUGAAAUUGGAAUAGAUACAACAUAUAUUCUUCCAAGUGGACUUCAAGUAGUUUUAGCUUCUGUUAAUAGAAUAUUAUUAUCAGCAAGUUCUAUGGAUGGAAAAGGAUCGUUGUAUACAAGAUCAGGAACGGCAUCAAUCUUAAUUAGUGCAAAAAGUAAACACAUUCCAGUUAUUGUUUGUUGUGAAACAUAUAAAAUGACAGAUGAAAUUAUGAAGAAUGAAGGAGAAAUAUGUAGAAUUGGAAAUGGAAUUACAUUAUAUGAUGAAAUUCCACAUGAUUUUAUUACAGUUGUUGUAACUGAAUUUGGAUGUAUCCCAGCAACUUCUAUUCCAGCUGUAGUGAGAGAAUUACGUUGGGAUUCAAAAGCACUUUCACAGGAAAAAUAUUAA